AUGGCACGGGACCAAGGUGGGCUGGGCAUCAAACGACAACGAAGGAUGAAUGAGGCUUUACUUAUACAGCUCAGGUGGCGUUUUCUAACCAACAACAACGCGCUUUGGGUUCAGGUGUGGAAAGCAAAAUAUGGUAAUGCUCCUUUCGAGGAUGUGUGGGGCCGUAAGCGCACAGGCUCAUCCGUCUUUCACGCUCUUCGUAAAAUAUGGAGAUAUGUGCUUGCUGGGGCCCGCUGGGGUAUUGGAAACGGGGAAACGGCAGACUUUUGGAAAGAUAAAUGGGCAAGCCCAUCCUCUAAUCUGUACGAUGUGGCUCUGGGGACGAUCCCAACGGUAUUACUGGACAGGAAGGUUAAUUAUUUCGUAACAGAGGGGGGCUCUUGGAGAUGGGAGUUAUUCUCACCAUAUUUACCGACGAGGGCCAUCUUACAAAUUGCGGCUACACCGUCGCCACGAGCAGGCUCGGGCUGCGACCGCCUCUACUGGAGCCCAUCUCCCACCGGUAAGUUCUCGACAAAGUCUGCUUAUGUCCUAUUAGAGAAUGGUGGUGCUGAGGACCCGUCUAGGAAAAUUCUGUGGCGCACCAUUUGGCGCUGGCCAGGACCCCAACGAAUUCGUGCUUUCCUCUGGCUCCUAGCGAAGAACCGGUUUCUUACCAACGUGGAAAGAAGCAGACGGCAUCUGACGACUAAUACCGCAUGCGUGAUAUGUGGACGAUACGAGAAAACGGCUCUUCAUGUUGUUCGAGAAUGUACACUUGCAUUGGAUAUAUGGAUACGAUUAUUGCCUAUUAAGGCGCAUGGUGAGUUCUUUACCUUGUCCUUGGAGAAAUGGCUCUCUCUUAAUUUGUCUCACUCGUCUUUUUUUGGACUGGAGAAUUGGCCAUGUACUUUUGGGGUGGUUGCAUGGAAAGUGUGGAAAUGGAGAAAUGAGUUUAUCUUUCAGAACAAACGCAUGGAUAUUAGAGGAGCCAUGAUGGAGAUUGCUACAUAUGUCGAGGGCCUGAAGAUCACAUUUGAUGGAAAUAAGAAGCUUGGGGGGACGGGUUCUUUUGGUGUCCCACGAUGGCUAAGCUGGGAUAAACCGUAA
This is a messenger RNA of Striga hermonthica, 1089 nucleotides long. NCBI's taxonomy places the organism in Eukaryota, Viridiplantae, Streptophyta, Magnoliopsida, Lamiales, Orobanchaceae. The record is from the annotation of a GenBank genome assembly.